UCCCUGAGAGGCGUGCAGGUUAGGAAGGGAGGGUCAGAGGUCGCCCGGGCCAGAAUGCGUUCCCGAGUUGCUAUAUAGUGUAAAGGCGCGUUCCCUCCUGCAAAUCCUGGAAGGUUCUUGAGUUCAAUUAGGACAGUGGCUGCGGAAUUCCUGUUCUCCGGCCUGAGGUGCCCGCUGGCCGAGCGGAGGCGCCGUGGGCGCUGCCAUGUUUGGCUGCCUGGUGGCGGGGAGGCUGGUGCAAACAGCUGCACAGCAAGUGGCAGAGGAUAAGUUUGUUUUUGACUUGCCUGAUUAUGAAAGUAUCAACCAUGUUGUGGUUUUUAUGCUGGGAACAAUCCCAUUUCCUGAGGGGAUGGGAGGAUCUGUCUACUUUUCCUAUCCUGAUUCAAAUGGGGUGCCAGUGUGGCAGCUCCUAGGAUUUGUCACGAAUGGGAAGCCAAGUGCCAUCUUCAAAAUAUCAGGUCUUAAGUCUGGAGAAGGAAGCCAACAUCCAUUUGGAGCCAUGAAUAUUGUGCGAACCCCAUCUGUUGCGCAGAUUGGAAUCUCGGUGGAAUUAUUGGACAGUCUGGCUCAGCAGACUCCUGUAGGCAGUGCUGCUGUAUCCUCUGUUGACUCAUUUACCCAGUUCACACAGAAGAUGUUGGACAACUUCUACAAUUUUGCUUCAUCAUUUGCUCUCUCUCAGGCCCAGAUGACACCAAAUCCAUCUGAAAUGUUCAUCCCAGCAAAUGUGGUUCUGAAAUGGUAUGAAAACUUUCAAAGACGACUAGCACAGAACCCUCUCUUUUGGAAAACAUAAUUUGGAUAAAAUAAUUUGCCAUGUCAUGUAAAAGCACGAAGUCAAAAGGGUCAUGAAGCCUACCUUUCAAAACUGCUUAGUGACUAUGAAACUUACUUAAAACCCUUACAAAAAUUAGAAACAUUGAACAAGGAAAAUGUUCAGUAUUAAUUACUUUUUCCCUGGUAAGAGUGAAGUACUUCUCAGAGGCAAACAUUUUGUAUUGUCUGUCAUUCGUUUCUUAAAAUAAAUCCUACUCACGGUAGUAGUAUUUGAAAUACCA
This is a messenger RNA of Acomys russatus (golden spiny mouse), 1061 nucleotides long. It is a transcript of the gene Hikeshi, whose product is annotated as heat shock protein nuclear import factor hikeshi. Gene Ontology annotation, cellular component: cytosol; nucleus. The record is from RefSeq and is a predicted model, not a curated record. Gene Ontology annotation, molecular function: Hsp70 protein binding; nuclear import signal receptor activity. Lineage: Eukaryota; Metazoa; Chordata; Mammalia; Rodentia; Muridae. Gene Ontology annotation, biological process: protein import into nucleus. Bases 206 to 799 code for a protein of 197 amino acids. The transcript is spliced from 5 exons.